ACCCCCCCUUCUCCCCUCUUGAGAGCUGACUCGGAUGCCCCCUGGCAUCAAAUCAAGAACACCCCCCUUCGAUCCUCGAGAGACACUGUGCGUAAAUCAAUGCAAAAGGUGGGGAAAGCAAAAGAAGCAAACGGGCCCGGGUUAAAGACGCAAGAAAAAGAAAGGGUGGGGUGAAAAAGAGCUUUUUCUUGAAAACCAAAAAGGGAGCAAAAGGGACCAACUUUGUCUUUGUUCCCUCACGUUUUCUGUGCUCGUCUCUCUGGGAUUUUCCUCUUUGCGGGGGCGGAGGGCUUUUAAAGUUUCUGGGUCGCCUCAAAAGCGCAUCUUUGCUUCCCUCUUUAACGAAAGCGUUCGGACGGGGGUUUCUUGACGGGCUAUGGUUUUGGCAUUGAGGGUGCGCGAGAGAGAUUCUGCGGAGAAGAUGCGCGGCGGAGGCUUUGAGUCCGAGAAUAAAGAUCCGGGCAUCAAGCUCUUCGGGAGGAAUAUUCCGGCGCCGGAGUGUCAGAUUCAGGCGGGUUCUGCUGGCGGCUCUCGGGCUCUCUCGGGCUCUGAAGUGACGACGCAUGCCUGUAGUGAUAUUGCAAAAUCAGAAACUGUCAAACAUGGACAUCCUCAUAAUUCAGCUGUUGGUGGAGAGAAGGCCACCAUAAUGCAGAAUCUUCAAAAUGGCCGUGCAGAGACUAAGUAUGCUGACCAAGAAAAGGUUUUCAAGAAGCCUGACAAGAUCCUUCCGUGUCCUAGAUGCAACAGUCUUGAGACAAAGUUCUGUUAUUUCAACAACUACAACGUCAAUCAACCUCGACACUUCUGCAGGAACUGCCAGAGAUAUUGGACAGCUGGGGGAACGAUGCGAAACGUUCCAGUCGGUGCUGGACGGCGGAAGAACAAGCACCUGGCCUCUCAAUAUUGUCAAGCGACUCUAUCUUCCAGUAGCACACUAAACACUAGACUAGACAUUCCUGAGACGGCGGUGAACCAUCAGUUUAUGGCACCGAAAGAAAUUACGUCAACAACACUCGGGCCUUCAGUGGGAAACGGGAGAGUAUUGAAGUUUGGUCCUGAGGCAUCUUUAUCCAAAUCUGUUGAGACUGUUCUUAGUCUCAAAGACCCAAAGAUAUCCAUUGAGACAGGUUCUAUCAAUUGUGUCCAAACUAGAGAAGAAGCUUCCUCAUCUGGUUCUUCCAUGACAGCUUACAGUAUUCAUGAUUCGACCAAGAGUGCUGCUGAAAAUGAAGAACUAGGGAUAUCGGGAUCUCGUCGCGAGCAGAAUUCCCUCGAUCCUAUGCACUUUUACCCUGUUCCUGCAUGUUUUAUCCCCUUGAACGCAGGUUGGCAACAUCUAGCUUCUUUUAGGACAACUCAGUACUCUCCUGAGCAAGUUGCAGGUGUUGCUAGCCCUAAUUCCGUUCAUUUGAGCCCCACACCCAUGUUAGCGGUUCCUGGUGUUUGCCCUCCUAGCAUUCCCUUACAAAUUGUACCCAUGGCAUCGUAUUUUGGUUGCAUGCCUAUACGCACCUCCGGGCUGAGCGCCACACCAUCAAGUGGAAUGAACAGUGGCCCAUCAUCAUCAUCUCCAUCUUCCCCAAUGGGCAACACAUAUUGCUCUGCAAGUGGCUCACCGACCCUUGGCAAGCACUCAAGAGACUCAAAUGUUGCAGAUUUUGAAAGAUCAGAUAAGUGCGUCUUGGUUCCGAAGACACUGAGGAUCGAUAACCCAAUCGAAGCUUCAAAGAUUCCUAUAUGGGCGACGCUGGGUAUUAAGCCAGGUAAGUCUAAAGUGGAAAAUGACCUCAAUGAUUCGGAUGCCACACACAUAAUUGAGGUGAACCCGGCUGCAUUUUCUCGGUCUCAAACAUUUCAAGAGAGCACAUAAGAGAUUGUAAUGAACUUGUUGGCUGUGACCUUGUGACACUGAUGUCGUGAUUCAGUCAUCUUGUAAAAGCUGCUGGGUAUGCUCGCUGCUUCCCAUUUUGCAAACUUGAUCUGUAAAUAUUCAUGUGAGCUGGAUUGAAUGAAAGGUUUCAAUAACAUCCAAAGCAUCUGUUGUUAUUGUCAA
Molecule: messenger RNA, 2056 nt
Organism: Syzygium oleosum
Lineage: Eukaryota; Viridiplantae; Streptophyta; Magnoliopsida; Myrtales; Myrtaceae
Product: cyclic dof factor 3-like
Exons: 2
Coding region: 377-1873 (498 amino acids)
Biological process (GO): regulation of DNA-templated transcription
Molecular function (GO): DNA-binding transcription factor activity; DNA binding
Source: RefSeq, a predicted model, not a curated record